AUGCGCGCCGCGGGCGGAGGCCGGGACGAGGCGGCUGGACGCGCGGACGGCCAGGGCGACCCCGGCCACCGGGACCCCGACGCCGGCGACGCGGGGCGCGCGCUCGGAGCCGACGGCGCGGACGCGCUCGGGCCCGGCGCCCACGCGCCGUCCGAGGCCGCCGGGCCCGCGCCCAGAGCCCCGGGCAGCCGCCCGAUCCAGUUCUUCGUCGCGCAGCCCUUCCGGUCGCCCGUGGAGGCGCACGUGGCUCGCCAGGCGCUGGCCCGCCGUGACCAGCCCCUCCCCGGGGCCGUGCGCGCGGAGCUCCUGGUGUCCGGCAGCAUCCUGUCCGUCCUGCUGACCGCGGAAGACCCGGCCCAGCUGCGAGUGUCCGUCGCCGCGUUCCUGGAGCAGCUCUCCGCGGUGGUGCGGGCCCUGCAGCGCUCCGGGCCCCCCGUGGUGGUGAAGCCGAGGCCGGAGUUCGGGGGCUAG
Talpa occidentalis (Iberian mole) is the source of this 471-nucleotide messenger RNA. Its product is annotated as cancer/testis antigen 1-like. The transcript is spliced from 3 exons. The coding region runs from base 1 to 471 and encodes 156 amino acids. The record is from RefSeq and is a predicted model, not a curated record. Gene Ontology annotation, cellular component: EKC/KEOPS complex. Lineage: Eukaryota; Metazoa; Chordata; Mammalia; Eulipotyphla; Talpidae.